UUCACUCCCAUUCAAAUGUAGAGUAGCAUCCUCCAACAUAUUAGGACGCAAGAUCCAUUCGUGCCUCAGAAAGAAUGGCUGAAGACAAAGUGGAGCUUCACAACAUGGAGAAAGCUCUGAUGGAUAAGAUGGGACAACAUGAGGUGAGACAGCCAAACCUGUUUGAGCGGCUCUUUCAGCCGUGUGUAGCCGAGCUGGUGGGAACCGCUUUCUUUGUGUUCAUCGGAUGUGUGUCCGUCAUUGAGAACGUGGCGGACGCCGGCAGACUCCAGCCUGCGCUGGCUCACGGACUCGCAGUGGCGGUGCUGAUUGCAUGUAUGGCAGAGAUCAGUGGUUCACAUUUCAAUCCAUCAUUCACCAUAGCCGUCUACCUCUGUGGUGGAAUGGAGCUGAAAAUGGUGGCGCCGUACCUGAUCUCUCAGCUUACUGGAGGUUUACUUGGUGCAGUCAUGGCCAAUGGAAUGACCUCGAAUGAGAAAUAUGCACGAGCUCAAGGUGCGGCAUUUACGGUUCUCCAGGCUGAUGACCAUGUUUUGAAGCCGUUAUUUGGAGAAAUUGCCAUGACGUGUCUUGUUACCAUGGUGGUCUUACUGGGUGCAGUUAAUGCCAAGAGCAAAAGUCCUUUAGUCCCAUUUUUGGUGGGCUGCACAGUCAUUAUUAAUGUACUAGCGGGCGGUGAUGUGUCUGGUACGUGCUUGAAUCCUGCAAGAGCUCUGGGUCCUGCAGUGCUGACCAACUAUUGGACUCACCACUGGGUUUACUGGGUGGGACCCAUUACUGGUGGCCUUAUUGCUGCUGCAUUAGUCAGAAUUUUGCUCGGAGACAACAACACCCGUCUACUGAUGAAGUAACAUUCAGUACAUCUUUCAAACAGGCUUUGGAUUUUUAUUUUCUUAAUUCUCUGUCUGAGUGCACAAGAAUUGAACUUAUUCUAAUGAUUUGCCCAUCAUUUACAUCUCAUUUAAUUCAAUAAAAAUGUAAGAGAGUUUGUAAAUCCUGCUGUGAAGCUGGAAAUAUGGGGAAAGGAUGCUCUGGUGAAUAUUAAUAUUUAGAAUUUUAUAUUUUAAAUUAGGAAAUUUAAAAAAAUGGAAAAUGUUGUCUAAAGCAGUGUUAAUUCUAAUCUAAUCAAAUACAUUAUAUUCACACUUUAAUGCAUACAAUCACAGUAUUCUAUUAUUUUAUGUUCAUUCAUGC
Molecule: messenger RNA, 1194 nt
Organism: Sinocyclocheilus anshuiensis
Lineage: Eukaryota; Metazoa; Chordata; Actinopteri; Cypriniformes; Cyprinidae
Product: aquaporin-8-like
Exons: 5
Coding region: 75-851 (258 amino acids)
Biological process (GO): transmembrane transport; water transport
Cellular component (GO): plasma membrane; basolateral plasma membrane
Molecular function (GO): water channel activity
Source: RefSeq, a predicted model, not a curated record